AUGAAUGUUUUUCGGCUUUUGGGGGAUAUGUCCCAUUUAUUAGCAAUAUUAAUAUUAUUGCUGAAAAUGUGGAAAACACGAUCAUGUGCAGGCAUAUCGGGAAAAACACAGAUAUUAUUUGCAUUAGUUUUUACAACCAGAUACCUAGAUUUAUUUUCAAGUUUUAUUUCCAUUUACAACACUACAAUGAAAUUGUUCUUUAUUGCAUCCAGUUAUUUCACCAUUUUUCUGAUGUAUUCUAAGUUUAAAGCCACCUAUGAUAGUAAUCAUGAUUCAUUCAGAAUGGAGUUCCUAGUUGUACCUGUUGGUGGCCUUGCUUUCCUUGUUAACCAUGAGUUCUUACCACUUGAGAUUCUAUGGACCUUCUCUAUUUAUUUGGAAUCCGUAGCCAUAUUACCUCAGUUGUUUAUGGUGAGCAAAACUGGUGAAGCUGAAACCAUCACAAGUCAUUAUCUGUUUGCUCUGGGUUCAUACAGAUUGCUGUAUAUAUUUAAUUGGGUUUAUAGAUACUAUUUUGAUGGCUUUUUUGAUUUAAUAGCAGUAGUAGCUGGAUGUGUACAGACCAUUUUGUAUUGUGAUUUCUUCUAUUUAUAUAUCACCAAAGUGUUGAAGGGGAAAAAGCUAAGUCUACCGGCUUAA
This is a messenger RNA of Lottia gigantea (owl limpet), 639 nucleotides long. RefSeq lists its product as hypothetical. Gene Ontology annotation, cellular component: cis-Golgi network; endoplasmic reticulum; membrane. The transcript is spliced from 4 exons. Gene Ontology annotation, molecular function: ER lumen protein retrieval receptor activity. The record is from RefSeq and is a predicted model, not a curated record. Gene Ontology annotation, biological process: protein retention in ER lumen; endoplasmic reticulum to Golgi vesicle-mediated transport. Bases 1 to 639 code for a protein of 212 amino acids. Lineage: Eukaryota; Metazoa; Mollusca; Gastropoda; Lottiidae.